This is a messenger RNA of Trypanosoma brucei brucei TREU927, 591 nucleotides long. RefSeq lists its product as hypothetical. The record is from RefSeq and is a predicted model, not a curated record. The coding region runs from base 1 to 591 and encodes 196 amino acids. Lineage: Eukaryota; Euglenozoa; Kinetoplastea; Trypanosomatida; Trypanosomatidae. The transcript has a single exon.
AUGACCGCAACGACAACGCCUAGUAAUUCCUCAAGUCUCAAAAAUGACUGCGAAGAGGGUGCAGUGGGCGCUCAACUUCUCUACAACAGCACGGAAAAGACUGCCAGUCGUUUGCUUUUGAGUGCUGAACGUUACGUAAAGGCGGGACAGGCGCUUUUAGUUCUCGCAGUUGCCUCCGCUGGGGUUGUGGGUCUUCUCGCCUCAUGGCAAUACCGCCGCAUCCAUCGGGUUUGGCGCAUUCGGCACCCGCGGCGAUUAGCGCAGCAGCGGCAGGCGAUGUGGGCUUUCGGCACCUUUGGAACGGCAACAUUUCUUCUGCUGCUGAGCCCCAUUGGUCCGGGAGGUUUACAUGAAGCCCGACUUGAGGAUGUGAAGCGGUUGGAUGAUAUCGCUGUGCGGGCGUUAAUAUUAAAACGGCGGUAUGAAUCCGCUGCAGCUCUUGCGGCCACAUUGAGGGAAAAUGAAACCACAGGCUGGUGGUGGAGGACAACGGCCCAACAGGAAACGGAGGCGAGGGAGAUGUUCGAGCGUUGUGAAGACGAAUGGAGGGCGCUAAUGAAGGAAAGAAUUGCGAUUGAUCCGAACGUGUGA